This is a messenger RNA of Cucurbita pepo subsp. pepo (vegetable marrow), 4463 nucleotides long. It is a transcript of the gene GNL2, whose product is annotated as GNOM-like 2. Gene Ontology annotation, biological process: regulation of ARF protein signal transduction. Gene Ontology annotation, molecular function: guanyl-nucleotide exchange factor activity. Lineage: Eukaryota; Viridiplantae; Streptophyta; Magnoliopsida; Cucurbitales; Cucurbitaceae. The record is from RefSeq and is a predicted model, not a curated record.
GCGAGCGAGCGAGCGAGAGUGGCACACGCAGAGCCUCACUGUCGGGCGACCAAAAAUACACCACAAUAACUGAACAAAUCUGGAGAUUUUGAUGGUAAUAGAAUCAUUCCAAUCUUCAAUUUCAGCCAUUAACAUUCCCUCCACCAACUUAAAUCCGUUUUAAAAAACAUGCCGAUUCCAAGACCUUCAUUUUCUUCACUUCCAUCAUCGUCCUUCCCAAUCCCUUCCAUUUCCAAACCAAUUUUUUCAUUCUCAUGGAGAAGCGAUCCUCACGCCAUGAAGAUGGAAAAGAAUCCUCAAAAUCCAAGCGAAGAGAGCUAGGCCUCUCCUGCAUGUUAAACACCGAAGUUGGCGCCGUCCUCGCCGUCAUCCGCCGUCCACCGUCGGAACUAAACGCGCCGUACAUGUGCACCGCAGACGACACUUACGAUUCGUCUAUCCAACAAUCCUUGAAAUCCCUUCGAGCUUUAAUAUUUCAACCACAACAAAAAUGGCGAACCAUCGACCCAUCCAUCUAUAUUUCUCCGAUCCUCGACGUGAUACAGAGCGACGACAUUCCGGCGGCCGCCACCGGCGUCGCUCUCUCGGCCUUGCUGAAAAUAAUAAAGGUCGAAAUCUUCGAGGAGAAGACUCCAGGAGCCAAAGAUGCAAUCAAUUUAAUAGUAUUGGGCAUCACUAAUUGCAAAUUGGAGAAAACUGACGUCGUAACCGAAGACGCCGUGAUGAUGAAGAUUCUGCAGGUUCUCGCCGGAUUAAUGAACCACAGAGCUUCGUAUCUGUUAAACGAUCAAUCAGUCUGUACCAUUGUAAACACGUGCUUCAAUGUGGUUCAACAAUCAGCUAGCAGAGGGGAUUUGCUGCAACGGACGGCAAGGUACACGAUGAACGAGCUGAUACAGAUCAUAUUCUCGAGAUUGCCUGAAAUAGAGUUUAGAGAUGGGGAGGAUUCGGAAUCAGAUACAGAAGAUGCAGAUUUAGGGGGGAGUAUGGAUUCAGGGUAUGGAAUAAGGUGUGUGAUUGAUGUGUUUCAUUUUCUGUGUUCGUUGUUGAAUGUGGUGGAAACGGCGGAAGUGGUGGAUGGGUUGGGAUCCAGGACGGCGGAUGAGGAUGUUCAGCUGUUUGCAUUGGUUUUGAUAAAUUCAGCGGUGGGAUUAAGUGGAGAUGCGAUAGGGAAGCAUCCCAAGUUGUUGAGAAUGAUUCAGGAUGAUCUGUUUCACCAUCUUAUUCACUAUGGGGCCCGUUCUAAUCCCCUGGUCUUGUCCAUGAUCUGCAGUACAGUUUUGAAUGUCUAUCACUUCCUUCGCAGGUUUGUUCGACUUCAAUUAGAAGCUUUCUUUAUCUACGUGGUGUUGAGAUUAGCAUCGUUUGGAAACUCAACUCAAAUCCAAGAAGUUGCACUUGAAGGCAUUAUCAACUUCUGCAGGCAGUCCUCCUUCAUUCUAGAAUUCUAUGUAAACUACGACUGUGAUCCCCUUCGUUGGAAUUUGUUUGAGGAGAUCGGGAAGCUGCUAUGUAAGCUCUCAUUUCCCAUGGGAAGCCCCUUAACCACUUUACAGAUCCAAGCUUUCGAGGGAUUAGUAAUUAUGAUUCACAACAUUGCAGAAAAACUUGAAAAGGAAGAAAGUUCUGGUGGCAUUUCAAGGGUAUAUCCUGCUCAAGUCAAUGUGUAUAGACCUUUUUGGGAAGAAAAAUCCAAAGAUGACUUACAGUACGAGAAUUGGCUUGAUUAUGUGAGAGUAAGAAAGGCACAGAAAAAGAAGGUAUUGAUUGCUGGUCACCAUUUCAAUCGAGAUGAAAAGAAAGGUUUAGCGUAUUUGAAGCUGUGUCAAUUGGUUUCUGAUCCUCCAGACCCGAAGGCUUAUGCUUUCUUUUUUCGGUACACUAAUGGAUUGGACAAACAGCUCAUUGGUGAAUAUCUUGGAGAUCCUGAUCAGUUUCAUGUAAGAGUUUUAACAGAGUUUACAGACACCUUUGAAUUUACAGGCAUGAUUUUAGACACAGCUCUUCGAACUUACCUCGAGACGUUUCGCUUGCCGGGAGAGGCACAAAAGAUUCAUCGCAUAUUAGAGGCAUUCUCAGAGAGAUUUUAUGUCCUACAAUCUUCAAAUACCUUUGCGAGUAAGGACACAGUAUUUGUACUUUGCUAUUCUUUAAUCAUGCUGAAUACUGAUCAACAUAAUCCACAAGUGAAGAAAAAGAUGACAGAAGAUGAGUUCAUCAGGAACAACAGAGAAAUUAACGCAGGGAAAGAUCUUCCUAGAGAUUAUUUAUCUGAGCUUUUUCAUUCGAUUUCGAAUCAUGCAAUUAUUCUCUCACCACAGUCAGGUUUGCAAUUUGAUAUGAACCCCAGCAAAUGGGUUGAGUUGAUGAAUAGGUCCAAGAUUAUACGACCUUUCAUGUUGUGUGAUUUUGAUCCUCGCUUAGGCAGAGACAUGUUUGCCUGCGUUGCUGGUCCUUCAGUUGCAUCUCUUGCAGCUUUCUUUGAGCAUGCAGAUGAAGAUGAGAUGCUAAAUGAAUGCAUUGAAGGACUGUUCUCUAUUGCUAAGAUAACACAGUAUGGAUUGGAGGACACUCUUGAUGAACUGCUAGCCAUAUUUUCUAAAUACACCACUCUAUUGAACCCAUACGCAUCUACCGAAGAAACACUUUUUGCAUUUAGUCAUGAUUUGAAGCCAAAACUUGCCACUCUAGCAGUUUUCACGAUUGCAAACAACUUUGGAGACUCGAUUCGAGGGGGUUGGAGAAACAUUGUUGAUUGCCUACUAAAACUCAAACGACUUAAACUACUUCCCCAAUCUGUUAUUGACUUUGAAGUAGCUUCCACUACAUCAAAUGAUAUGGCAAAGUCAGAUUCAGGUGUAAUUUUCCCUUCUCAAGAUCCUAAAUUUGGCACCCAGCAAUCUUCUGGCAUGGCCAGUAGAUUUUCGCAAUUUUUAUCACUUGAUAGUAUGGAAGAUUCCUUAUCUCUCAACUUAAAUGAAUUUGAACAAAAUUUGAAGUUUAUUAAGCAAUGUCGAAUUGGGAGCAUCUUUAGCAGCAGUUCCAGCUUACAUGAUGAGGCUCUGCUCAAUCUUGGGCGAUCUUUAAUAUUUGCCGCUGCUGGAAAAGGACAAAAGUUUAGCACACCAGUUGAAGAAGAAGAAACAGUCGGAUUCUGUUGGGAUCUAAUCACAACAAUGUCCUUGGCUAAUGUAUACCGGUUUCAGAUUUUCUGGCCUAGCUUCCAUGAGUAUCUACAAACAGUUGUUCAAUUUCCUCUUUUCUCUGCAAUCCCAUUUGCAGAAAAGGCUGUUUUAGGACUUUUCAAGGUAUGUCUUAAGCUCCUUUCCACUUACCAACCUGAGAAACAUCCUGAGGAACUCAUCUUUAAGUCCAUAAAUUUAAUGUGGAUGCUUGAUAAAGAGAUUCUUGAUACUUGCUUUGAGUCGAUAACACAAUCAGUAAGCAAGAUUAUAAUCGAGUACCCAGCAAACCUCCAAACCGCAAUUGGUUGGAAGUCACUCCUUCAUUUGUUGUCAGCCACUGGUCGACAUCCUGAAACUUAUGAGCAAGGAGUCGAAACUUUGAUCAUGUUGAUGUCUGAUGGGACGCAUAUUACCCGCACAAACUAUACCUUCUGCAUAGAAUGCGCCUUUAGUUAUGUUGCACUCAAGAAUAGCCCGUUGGAUAAGAACUUGAGAAUUUUAGAUUUAUUGUCAGAUUCUGUAAAUUUCUUGGUCCAAUGGUACAGGAAUUACUGUGCAGAAUCAGGGAACAGUUAUAGUGUAGCAAGCAAUGCAAGUAGCUCCUCAGAGGACAAAGGUUUAGGAUCUAAUUUUGCCUUGACUUUAUUUAUCAAACUGGGCGAAGCACUCCGAAAAACAAGCUUAGCUAGAAGAGAAGAGAUACGAAACCAUGCCGUCAUAUCUCUCAAGAAAAGCUUUAUGUUGGCAGAAGAACUGGAUUUCACCUCGACCAACUGUAUCAACUUUUUUAACCUUGUAGUUUUCGCAAUGGUAGAUGAUUUGCAUGAAAAAAUGCUGGAGUACUCGAGAAGAGAUAAUGCAAAAAGAGAGGCAAGAAGCAUGGAGGGAACUCUAAAGAUUUCAAUGGACCUCUUGACAGAUGUUUACUUGCUAUUCCUGAAACAAAUAUCAGAAAGUUCAGGGUUCCGAACAUUUUGGCUUGGGAUAUUGAGAAGAAUGGAUACUUGUAUGAAGGCUGACCUUGGCAGUUAUGGUGAAUCAAGUUUGAAAGAUUUAGUCCCAGAAUUAUUGAGAAAAAUAAUCACGAAGAUGCGAGAAAAAGAGAUAUUGAUGAAGAAAGAAGGCGAUGAUCUAUGGGAAAUAACGUACAUCCAAAUCCAAUGGAUUGCUCCUGCCAUCAAAGAGGAGCUUUUUCCAGAAGAAAGCUUUUGAACAGGACACAAGUAGCAACAUAAGGCAGAAAAGGAUUUCCAUAGGAGUUCCCGAAACAAAUUUCUA